Molecule: messenger RNA, 1609 nt
Organism: Salarias fasciatus (jewelled blenny)
Lineage: Eukaryota; Metazoa; Chordata; Actinopteri; Blenniiformes; Blenniidae
Gene: rab32a
Product: RAB32a, member RAS oncogene family
Exons: 3
Coding region: 65-706 (213 amino acids)
Biological process (GO): endosome to lysosome transport; phagosome-lysosome fusion
Cellular component (GO): lysosome; phagocytic vesicle; late endosome
Molecular function (GO): GTP binding; GTPase activity
Source: RefSeq, a predicted model, not a curated record
UUUAUGAGCCAGAAAGCAGAAGUUGUUGCAAAGUUUUUUGAGUAGAAGCCCGUGAGUGUGAGCGAUGGCCGGGGGCUCUGUGUCUGAGUGCAAGGAGUACUUGUUCAAAGUGCUGGUGAUCGGGGAGCUGGGUGUGGGCAAGACCAGCAUCAUCAAGCGCUACGUGCACCAGCUCUUCUCCCAGCACUACCGAGCCACCAUCGGGGUCGACUUCGCGCUGAAAGUCAUCAACUGGGACAGCAGGACCCUGGUCCGGCUCCAGCUGUGGGACAUCGCAGGCCAGGAGCGGUUUGGGAACAUGACGCGGGUGUACUACAAAGAGGCCGUGGGGGCUUUCGUGGUGUUUGAUGUGACGAGAGGCUCCACGUUCGAGGCUGUGUCCAAGUGGAAGCACGAUCUGGACAGCAAGGUGAAACUGGCCAAUGGCAACCCCAUCCCGUCGGUGCUGCUCGCCAACAAGUGUGACCAGAAGAAAGAGAGCUCCAACAACACAUCCCUAAUGGACAAUUUCUGCAAAGAGACCGGCUUCCUGGGCUGGUUUGAAACCUCUGCCAAGGACAACAUCAAUGUGGACGAGGCGGCGCGUUUCCUGGUAGAAAGUAUCCUGGCUAACGACAACGGUUUGCCCCACGAGGAGAGCAACGGAGACCGGAUCAGACUAGGCCAGGAGACUGUGGCUGCAGAGAGCAAGUCGGGCUGCUGCUAACGCUCAAUCAUCCACAUCAGCCCUCCGCCUUCCUGAGGCAGGGUCCAGCGAGUUCACCCAGCCUGUGGCUCCAGCCCUCGGAGAGGAAUAUGAAUAUGUUUUUUGGGGUCUUUGAAGCUCCAGGAACUUGUCUGCGCACUGAUGCCCUUGACCUGCACAUCCAAGUUUCACACAGCCCAGUUUUAUUUUGAUGUUGCCUCUGAUGUUUCCACUGCGUCUGUGCCGUGUCUGGAUCUUUAUGGCUGCCUGUGUCUCAUCGGGAACUCUAACUACGCACCCCUCCAACACCUUCAGCGCCUCCAAGGAGCCACAAACUCUUCUACCUUCUUUAUUUUACUGGUAAUCUGAUCAUUUCUGGACUGCAUCACAUCUGAGAAAGCAUGAAACACAUGCUUGAAAGCAACCAUUUGAAUGGUAUCGUUGUUCAGCAUCACACAACUAUGUGACGGAGGAACAAACGGGCAUCGUAGCAAGGAAUUAUCGGAGUGUUUUAUCAUCCUGAAUUGCUGUUGUAAUUUGUUGUAUUUAUACAGUAUUUUUCUUCCAGUUCUCUUUCAUUUUUCUGAAUGAAACUUGCUAUCCUGUUAUUUUUAUAGGGGGCUGGGUGACGAGUUAUGUGUCAACACAAAUAUUCAGAUAGACUGUAUAGUGGUUUGCUUAAAAAGAAACAACUCUAAUGACGGUAGUUUAUGUAGUAUUGUAAAGCCUUUGUGUGAUGGCCUUGUCAUUGACAUGAGAUCGAUCUGAUUCACAGGUCCAUAUUUGGAUUUUGCAUCAUAUUACUGUACAGAACUGUAAAAGUACUCCGAUAAAAACAUGCUAAGGAUUUUUCAAAACAUUCUUAAAAAAUGUUUACAUGUGAAAAUACUUUAAGGCCAAAAUAGAAUAAACACUUUUAAUUGA